This is a messenger RNA of Ceutorhynchus assimilis (cabbage seed weevil), 2459 nucleotides long. Lineage: Eukaryota; Metazoa; Arthropoda; Insecta; Coleoptera; Curculionidae. The record is from the annotation of a GenBank genome assembly.
CUGAAAAGCACUAAAUCGUUAUUUGCUAUCCACCAGAAUAGCGUAAAAAUAUGGGCUAAAAAAUGCCUUCAGUGAAAAGUGAUCAGUGCAUUAAAGUACCAAACCAAUUAGGAAGUAGACAGUCACUGAGAAGCGCCUAUCACUUGACAGUACCGACAAAAGAAACCCUACUUUCUUCAAGGAUAAAUCUAUUUGUAGAAGCAGCUAAACCGAAAAUCCCCGAUGGAGGUUGGGGCUGGAUAAUAGUACUCAGUAGCCUCUUCAUCAAUUUAGUCUCCGACGGUGUAGGUAGUACUUUUGGAAUACUAAACAUUGAAUUCCUUAAUGAAUUCAAAGCAUCUAAUUCAGCGACGUCAUUUAUUGGCAGCCUCUUUUUGUCGGUACCACUCUUGGCUGGCCCUUUAGGCAGUGCUAUGGUAGACAGAUAUGGUUGUAGAUCCAUGACAAUACUGGGCAGUAUAGUUUGCACCAUAGGCUUUGUGAUGAGUUCUUAUGUCAAAAACAUUUGGCUGAUGUACUUAACUUUCGGAUUUAUCGGAGGCAUUGGGUUUUGCUUGUGUUUUGUCACGGCAGUAGUUUCGAUAGCUUUUUGGUUCGAAAAGCACAGGACAUUGGCUUUGAGUAUAGCUGCAAGUGGUACUGGUUUUGGUACAGUUAUUUAUUCACCGUUGAUCACUUAUUUGGUUAAGAAUUACGGUUGGAGAGGCUCAAUGCUGAUAAUGGCAGGAUUGUGUGCCAAUAUGUGCGUUAGUGGGGUUUUAAUGAAGGAUCCUUUUUGGAUUAAACAACAAAGGAAAUCUUGUGAGGAAAAAGAAAAGAAUCAACGGCCAAUUGUGUCGAAGAAAAAGUUUGAAAUUGACGAUGUGGAAGCGACAAUAUCUUUACCAAAAAAAGACUCAAGAUACAGCACUUCUUUAAUAGAGCUUCCAACUUUUCUACACGAGCAUGAACAAGUGCCUUUAGAAGUUUUAAAAAAACUAAGUGAGAACAAAAAGCUAUACAAUAUUAUCCUAGAAAACUUCCCUAAAAUUCUAUCGUGUAAAAGCGCUUCAGAAACGAUUUUUAUUUCGGACAUGAGCUUGCACGAUAUCGAGCCUCAGAAAAUUCGAGCUCCAGUCAAAGUUUGCAUGAAAUUACAUGAAGCAGAUUCUGAACAUGAUCCCGACAAAGACGUCACAAAACGAACACCACUGAUUCGCAGUGACUCGACCAAAUCCAGAAAUCAACACCACAACUAUUUACAAAACAUCCGUUUCCGGAAAAACUCUAUGGGUUACCGAGGUGCCAUGUUAAAUUUGCAUAAGUACAAAUUAACCACCUCUAGUUGCCCAGAUUUUUUCAAAAACUCCACUUUGUUAGAACAGCACGACGAAGAAGAAGAAGAAUGGUAUGACGAUUACGUAGAAGUUCUAAGAGACAUUACGAAUUUGUCUUUAUUCAACGAGCUGCAUUUUUUUUUGUUAAGCAUUUCGACGGUCGUUAUGUGCAUUUGGUUUGUGGUGCCGUACUUUUACUUGCCAGUGCACAUGACUUCUUGCGGCUACACAGAAAACCAAGCCUCGUUUGCUCUAUCUUUGAUCGGCCUUACCAACAUCAUAGGAAUGAUAAUCUUCGGUAUAAUUGGUGAUAAAUUGGACGUUAUCAAAAUGUAUUCGAUAAGCUUGGUGUGCUGUGGUUUCACUUGCACUGCCAUGAUGUUCUUUACCUACCAAUACCCAAUGCUGUUAGUUUCUUGUGGCUUAUUUGGAUUGUCUUUUGCCAGCGUUAAUGCACUGACGCCUCCGAUAUUGGCGGAUUUAGUACCGCUGGACAAUUUCACAAUGGCGUACGGAUUGAGCUUGUUGUGUCAGGGGAUCGGAAAUUUGGCUGGACCACCUUUAGCAGGAUUACUCUUUGACAUUACGCAUUCUUAUGAGCAAUCGUUUUACCAUGCUGGUUUUUGGGUGAUUGCGUCCGGAUUAUUGGUAGGGCUUAUACCAUAUACGAAAAAUAGGAAAAUUAUUGGAAAUGGGACUUUAGUGAACGAUAGCAAGUGUUAAAUUUUUUGUAGAUGGUACUCUGGUACUGAUUUUUUUUUAAGUUUCUGAACAGUUUUUCCAGAAACGUUGAAAAAGUGGCGAACAGAAGAAGUUUUAUAUCGUUAACGUAAAAUGUAUUUGUUUUCAAUAAAAUUAUCUGCAUGGAUAAUUGUUUCAUUUCCAUGUUUAAUUGUGAAUUAUUUAUCUGUUUAAUACUAAUAGUACCUAUAAUGAAUUGUAGCAUGAACCAGAUUGUUUCAGUAAUGCUUCAGUGAAAUUUUAAUUUUCAUCACAUUUUCCAAAAGUAGAAAAAUAAUUUGAAAAAAUGUCCAUUUCAGCAAAUAGCCAAAUGCUUAAAGGAUUUAUUUAUUUCAAUAGGUAUAUCUAAUAAUCUUAUGAAUCAUCAUGAUGAAUGUAUGCAGUAUCAAAAAAGCCCAGGAA